UCCUAUCUACGUCUCCUCCCUUCCUCCCCAUCUCCAGCUCUGUCUACUUCCUCCUUCGCCACAGAGGAGGACGACGAUUCCUUAUCGCUCUCAUCCCCUCCUGCUUCUCUUACUCCAUCCCCAUCCCCAUCGCCAUGAGUUUUCUCACUGAGCGAGCUCUCGAUGAUCACAUGCUGGCGGCACAUGGCGACAUUUCGGCAAUUCGGCAAGUUUGUCAUUCGCGGCUUAGUUCAGAUCUGCUACGACUCGCGCAGUUCUUCUGCACCACUGGGGUGUAUGCGGCGGCGGAGUUCCAUUUCACGAGCCAUCGUCAAGCAAUCGUGUUGGCAGAAGCGUUGGCAGUUCGACGGCUGUCAGCAUCGGGAGUUAGCCACGUGUCUACCGUCGUCAUCUUCAGCGGAGAUAUUAGCGCGAUCAACCCUUUACGGCACACGGCCAUCCGGACGUCGCUAAGAGAGUGGGGCCAGCAGCUGGCAACGGAGUGGAAUCAGUGGCUUACGUGCCACGAUGACAAUCUUGUCCCCGCGGAUGACAUCGACGUUGGAGGGCUCCAAACGUCUCGGCAUGAGCCGGCGGUGAUGCUUCGUGAGCUCAUUCUCUUCCAGCGUCCUCAAUGAACCGGUCCCAACUAUCUACUUUCGCCCUCCCCUCUCUUUUCCCUACCUUGUGGCAAUCUAGCCUCUGCCCCCGUUUCU
Chara braunii is the source of this 695-nucleotide messenger RNA. The record is from the annotation of a GenBank genome assembly. NCBI's taxonomy places the organism in Eukaryota, Viridiplantae, Streptophyta, Charophyceae, Charales, Characeae.